AACUGUCUUUUUUAACUUUAUCGUGUUUUGAAUCUUUGUUGUUUUCUGAUUUCUCGUUACCUGUUCAUUCGUGACAGUUGAAAAAUCAAGCACCAGGAUUUAUUUCGCGUGGAGCAGUUUGGAUGGAGUUUUUAGCGGCGAAAGAGCCGCGAACUUAGGAUGUCUUCAGGCGCAUCACGCGCGACGACACCAGGAUGCUUUACAAGCACAGCAAGCACCUGAGUGGACGAUACAAGAAGUCUGCACAUCACUUGGUCUGGCUCCUCUGUCUUUGGGUUCACCUCUUGCCUCAAGUGGAUGGCUUCUUUAUGUCUAAUGCUAAGGCUGUCCUGCAAGGGUGUGAUGACUACUGGACCUUACAGGAGAAGGAGCGUAUGCCUCUGCUCUUUCAAACCACGGUAUGCGUGGACAUACAGGUCCUUUCCCCAGGUGAGUGGACAGCAUUUAACUAUGUCUCGGCCCCUGCACCCAGCUAUGAACUUGCUCUCCAAGGGGAUGCAAACAACCUGUACGCCUGGUUGUUGGGUGUACGCCACCAGUUCCCUGUCCAGCUAACCACUAAUCGCUGGUACCACAUAUGUCUACGGUUGGAUGCCCCUCGCAAAAGCUUCAGCCUGACGAUAGGUGGCAACUCGGAAGUAUUCCAGCGGACCGUCAUUGCCCGAACAAUCCGUCCUUCAGGGCGUCUUCUGCUGGGUUGCCAACCAAACAAAGCCUCCCCUGGGGCAAAAAUGGCCACCGUGGAGCUCUACCUGUUCCGCAUUUGGGACGAUGUUGGUGAGCACAAAGCCUGCGAGGAUGGGACAGUGAUUGGCUGGGACUCACGACUUUGGGCCAUCACACGAGCCCAGGCUAGAGUCCAAGAUUAUACAUUGCAAUGUGGUCUAGGGCAUCUGCGUAUGAAACGCAGUGCAGACAGUACUACAACUUCAUCCACAUCCCAAGUUUCAGCCAGCACCCCAGACUUUGUCUCGACAUCUAGUCCACUCCAAAUGAUUUUGACUUCAAUAAUCACUGGUUCACUGAAAUCCAUCACCCAAGGACAGAGCCUUCAAUCUUUGAACCAGGCCUUAAACACAGUCUCUGCUUCAACCCCACAAGCCAGAACCACACCAGAUCCUGCAGGACUCUCUACAACAACUUCUAUACCUCCAGUGACUCUCAGUGCACCAACACAAAUUCCCCUCACAUCAGAUACUACAUUAAACAAUCUUACACCCACUAUUCAGGCUGUUUCAGCUGUUAACACUAGUGGAUUAAACACGUCCGCUCCAACUCCAGCCUCACCUAUGUCUUACAUAACCACUCAAACUACCCAGAGCACGUCAACAUCUGCCCAGUCACUUUCAAGCUAUCACACUAGCCAACCAGUCAGCACUUUUGAAACAACAGUCAAUCAUAUGACAGAAAUCUCUUCCACUGCACCAACUGUCGCGACUCAAGUAACCAAUCAGACAGCGCUUCUACGAACAACGAUGUCCAAUGUAUUAUUCACAGAGCCAUUUGCAGUACAGUGUAACUUUUCCCAGUCCUGCGCUAAUGAAUCAUCAUACUAUUGGAUGCUUGUGGAGGUGAAAGGCUCUAAUAUGACGGAGGGAGAGAUUCAAAAUUGGUUUUCAGAUCUUUUUCAUGAAAGCAUCUGCUCUGUUGGAGUUUCAACUACAGGAAUUGAAACUACAUCAUGUCAAACUGACAUAGUCUUUGUGAAUACUGAAGUUAAAUGUGAAGCCAAGCAGAACAUUCAAAGGACAAAUUGCACUGUGCUACUACAGCUGAGCCAACCUGUGAAUACAUGCAUCCUCCAAAGACUUGUGCAAAACAGGACUAUAAACUCAUAUAUACAAAUCCAGCUUCUGGGAGAAGUAGAAAGAGUGGGCAAAGGACUGUGCCCAGAGCACGAUAUUGCGCCCUCUGGAGGGGGUUUUGUGUACUGCACAUCUCCAAUGUCUUAUGAAGAUUUCUGCAAGACCCAGGGUCCUGUCAGUGUGACAUGUUCUUAUAAUGAGAAUGGUUUCAUUCCUAAAGAAUUCACUAAUCAAUUCUGCAAUGAUGAGAACCAACAAUAUUGUGAGUGUCACGUGUCUACCAACAGUGAGACCUAUUAUGCUGUUCGUCUAAAUAUUACAAGCCCAGAUGUGAAUUUCAUCUACAUUCAGAACAUGGUUGUACAGUUGAGCACUCCUUGCAACAAUUCCAGUAUGCAAGGACAAUAUACCAACAUCAUCUAUCAGUACAACAAAUAUGACACACAAUAUAAUAAUCCCACCAGUAAGCACAACAGGUACACCAUACAAAACAACAACCUCACCAGUCAGCACAACCUCACCAGUCAGCACAAGUACCACAAACAAUAUACCAACAUCACCAAUCAGUACAACAAAUAUGACACACAAUACAACAACCUCACCAGUCAGCACAACAGAUACAACAUACAAAACAACAACCUCACCAGUCAGCACAAAAGAUACAACACACAAUAUAACAACCUCACCAGUCAGCACAACAGUCAGCACAACAGAUACAACAUACAAAACAACAACCUCACCAGCCAGCACAACAGAUACAACACACAAUAUAUCAACAUCACCAAUCAGUACAACAAAUAUGACACACAAUAUGAUAAUCCCACCAGUAAGCACAACAGGUUCACCAUUCAAUACAACCACCUCACCAGUCAGCACAAAAGAUACAACAGACACUAUAAUAACCUCAUCAGUAAGCACAACAGUUACUUCAAACGAUAUACCAACAUCACCAUUCAAUACAAUCCCACCAGUAAGCAGAACAGGUACACCAUACAAUACAACAACAUCACCAGUCAGCACAACAGAUACAACACACAAUAUAAUGACCUCACCAGUCAGCACAACGGAUACAACACACAAUAUAACAACCUCACCAAUCAGCACAACAGAUACAACAAACAAUAUAACAACCUCACCAAUCAGCACAACAGAUACAACAAACAAUACAAGAACCCCACCAGUCAGCACAACAGAUACAGCAGACAAUAUAAUAACCUCACCAGUCAGCACAACAGAUACAACACACAAUAUAACAAGCUCACCAAUCAGUACACCAUACAAUACAACAACCUCACCAGUCAGCACAACAGAUACAACAGACUAUAUAAAAAGCUCCCCAGUCAGUACAACAGGUACCUCAAACAAUAUACCAACAUCACCAAUCAGUACAACAAAUAUGACACACAAUAUAACAAUCCCACCAGUCAGUGUAACAGUCAGCGCAACAGAUACAACAUACAAUACAACAACUUCACCAGUCAGCACAACAGAUGCAACACACAAUACAACAACCUCACCAGUCAGCAAGCCAGAUACAACACACAAUAUUACAAGCUCACCAAUCAGCACAACAGGUACAUCAAACAAUAUACCAACAUCACCAAACAGUACAACAAAUAUGACACACAAUAUAAUAAUCCCACCAGUAAUCACAACAGGUACACCAUACAAUACAACAACCUCACCAGUCAGCACAACAGAUACAACAAACAAUAUAAGAACCUCACCAGUCAGCACAACAGAUACCUCAAACAAUAUACCAACAUCACCAAUUAUUACAACAAAUAUGACACACACUAUAAUAAUCCCAACAUUCAGCGCAACAGAUACACCAUACAAUACAACAACUUCACCAGUCAGCACAACAGAUACAACACACAAUCCAACAACCUCACCAGUCAGCACAACAGAUACAACACACAAUAUAACAAGCUCACCAAUCAGCACAACAGGUACAUCAAACACUAUACCAACAUCACCAAACAGUACAACAAAUAUGACACACAAUAUAAUAAUCCCACCAGUAAGCACAACAGGUACGCCAUACAAUACAACAACCUCACCAGUCAGCACAACAGAUACAACACACAAUAUAACAACCUCACCAGUCAGCACAACAGAUACAACACACAAUAUAACAACCUCACCAGUCAGCACAACAGAUACAACACACAAUAUAACAACCUCACCAGUCGUUACAACAGAUACAACAAACAAUAUAACAACCUCACCAGUCAGCACAACAGGUACCUCAAACAAUAUACCAACAUCACCAAUUAUUACAACAAAUAUGACACGCAAUAUAAUAAUCCCAACAGUCAGCGCAACAGAUACACCAUACAAUACAACAACCUCACCAGUCAGCACAACAGAUACAACACACAAUAUAACAAGCUCACCAAUCAGCACAACAGGUACAUCAAACAAUAUACCAACAUCACCAAAAAGUACAACAAAUAUGACACACAAUAUAAUAAUCCCACCAGUAAGCACAACAGUCAGCAUAACAGAUACAACACACAAUAUAACCAGCUCACCAGUCAGCACAAGAGAUACAACAAACAACAAAAGAACCUCACCAGUCAGCACAACAGAUACAACACACAAUAUAACAAGCUCGCCAAUCAGCACAACAGAUACAACCUCACCACACAACAGGUACCCCAUACAAUAAAACAGCCUCACCAGUCAGCACAACAGAUACAACAUAUAACACAACAAACCUCACCAGUCAGCACAACAGAUACAACACACAAUAUAACAAGCUCGCCAAUCAGCACAACAUAUACAACAAACAAUAUACCAACAUCACCAAUUAGUACAACAAAUAUGACACACAAUAUAAUAAUCCCAACAGUCAGCGCAACAGAUAGACCAUACAAUACAACAACCUCACCAGUCAGCACAACAGGUACCUCAAACAAUAUACCAACAUCACCCAUCAGUACAACAAAUAUGACAAACAAUAUAAUAAUUCCAGGUACACCAUACAAUGCAACAACCUCGCCAGUCAAAACAACAGAAACGACAAUCAACACAACAAAUGCACCACAUAAUGUACCAACAUUAACGAUCAGUGCAACAAAUACAACACCUAAAAUAACAACCGCACCAGUAAGCACAACAGGCACACCGCUCAACCUAACUGUCACAAGACUCAGUUCAACAACCCCCAUAGUCAGUACGACAGCCACAACAAUUGACACAGUUGCUGCAACAGUCACAACACUUGAUAAAACUACAACAACACUCAACACAUUAACCACGUCACUUAAUACUACAGGUAUGCCACUCAUUACAACACCCAUACCACCUUCUGAGGUAGAAACAGCCACACCACCAAAUACAACAGCACAGAUAAGUGAAACUCUUACUACAACAGUUAGACCAUUAAAUGCAACAGUUGCACCUCACUUUACUACUGUCAUGCCACUCAUCUCAACUGCACUACAUUAUACAACAGAUACACCAUUCAAUACAACAGUGAAAAUUCCAAACUUAACUUUCACAUCCGAAAGUGUGGAAAAUGCAACACAAUCUAACACAAGUAAUUCUCAAAUCUCUGGCGCAAAGUCCACCACCACCCCAACCUUUCUGCCAAAUACAACGCUGUUUAACUUGACAGCACCAUUACACCUAAAUGCAACAGCACUCCCAUUAAACACUACACAACACACCUCCACAUUCACAGUACACUUAAAUACUACUGAGCAAGACAACACAACAAUAUUUAACACUACAUUAUUCAGUCACAUUGUAACAUCUCUUAUAGAAAAUAGGACGGAUUUAUCAAUACCUAAUGUGACAGAGGUUAACGGAACACUUAAAAUGACUACGAACCACAAAAACACAACAUAUUUAAAUGUGAGCUCUUCUGUCUUAAAUACCACAACACAAUUCCCACAUGUUACACAAUAUAACACAACCAGUCUAUUUGAAAAUGCAACACACUCAAAUAAUACAAGCCUAGCCAACACUACAGAAUCACCCAGUAACGUAAAUGAAUUAAACACAACUCAACCUCUUAACAGUACAUCUGAAUUCAAUACAACAGCUAGUCCUUAUUACACAACACAACUUCUGAAUGAUUCUACAGUGGAGGAGACCACAGAUGCUGAAACUGAUAUGACUACAGAUACCCCAGAAUUCAGUACUACAGUGGAUUCAUUUAACUUCACAAAUUUUAAUACAACUGAUUUCACUUAUUCCAACACAACAGACUCCCUGUUCAAUACAACUCAAUCAAAUACAACAUCUUCUGCAAUCAACAUAACCUUGUUUAACACAACAGAUGCACCACUGAAUGAAACCAAUUUUAAUGGGACUGAUGUCAAUCGUAGCAUCAAUACAACAGAGACCUCCAAUAACACACUGGAAUUGAAUACAACUGUAAGCCCUACAGUUAAUACAACACAGUUUGAUGUCACAAAUACAACACAGAUGCAUACAACAACCUUUCCUGCACCAGAAAAUAUCACCAGUGGGCCAAACAACUCCACUUUAGAGCCUUUUACAACAGUUAGUCUUCUUAACACAACACAGUCAAAUGACACAAUAGAAAAUGCCUUUACUGAAAAUAUAAUCACUAACACAACUACAGCGAUCAAUCCAAUUAACAUUCCAAACAGCAUAGCAACAAACACUACCGUAAUUAGCAUUGUCACAAAUAGCAGUACAGCUCCCACAACUGCUCCAUCAGUGAUACAUCCAAGCCCUCCUCAGAACAGCUCUACAACAGAAGCUCCAAUUGUUGCUCCAACUCCAACACCUAGCAAAAGCAACACAACAACAGAUACUACGAGGUCUGCCGUUUCAGCUGUGUCAAAAACACCAGCCACUACCAUGGCAACUACUACAGAAGCAACAACUAAAAGCCCAGAUACACUGUUUAGCAAUCUCCUGAACCAAACACAGAAUUUGGCAUCUUUAAAUUCAACUGAGGUCAAUCAGCUGAUCAGCCAGUUAGAAAAUCUUCUCUCCGCACCCAAUAUUAGUCUGGAUCUAGGCCGAACAGUGCUGUCUGUCAUCAACAACUUUCUAAACAGCUCUACAGAUACUGUGGCUGCCUCCUCAAACCGAUUAAUCAAAGCUGUGGAUAAUUUGGGUCUGAAACUUGUGAUUGGGGACCAGACUGAAAACAUUGCAUUUAAUUCACUUGCUUUGACUGUGACCAAAGUUGAUGGGACCAACUUUGGGAAAACAUCACUCACAAUUGCAGAUCCCUUAAACCCACAGGUGACAAAAGGACUUCAAAGACAAGUCAGGGCAGUGGAAAGUUCCUCCCCCCUGGCUAAAAUAACACUACCUGCAUCUCUGACAGAGAACCUCUCUCCAGAAGAAAAGAAGAUAGCCUCUAGAGUCCAGUUCACCUUCUUUCAGAAAAGCACAUUUUUUCAGGAUAAAACCCUGAGUACAAAGAGGCUGAACAGCUACAUUCUAGGCUCUAGUGUGGCUAACCUGUCAAUCAAAAACCUGAGGGAGAAUGUUAUAUUUACUCUGAGGAAUCAGCAGCCCAUUGCGGGGAACUAUGUAGCUUCCUGUGUUUUCUGGGACUUUGACCAAAACGGAGGUUUAGGAGGCUGGAAUGGCAGCGGCUGCUCUGUCACAAACAGCAGCACUGAGAACGAAACUGUCUGCAGCUGCAAUCACUUGACAAGCUUUGCUGUACUACUGGACAUUAGCCGGCAAGGUAUAUCUGACCGUUUGCAGAACACCAUCCUCACCUUCAUUACUUAUAUCGGAUGUGGCGUGUCUGCCAUUUUCCUCUCGGUUACGUUGAUCACCUACCUCGCAUUUGAGAAACUCCGCCAUGACAUCCCUUCGAAGAUCUUGAUCCAUUUGUGUUUCGGCCUGCUCAUGCUGAAUUUGGUAUUCUUGGUGGACUCGUGGCUGGCGCUGUACAAAGAUGCUGUAGGCCUGUGCAUUUCCACAGCCUUCUUCCUGCACUACUUCCUGUUGGUCUCCUUCACCUGGAUGGGACUGGAGGCUCUGCAUAUGUACCUGGCCAUCGUCAAAGUCUUCAACAACUUCAUGUCCCGAUACAUGCUAAAAUUCUCCCUGGCAGGCUGGGGAAUCCCUUUGGUUGUCGUCAUUAUUGUGAUUGCGGUGAACAAAGAUAACUAUGGCCUCGUAAGCUAUGGGAAAUUUUCUGACGGAACUACAGAUGAGUUUUGUUGGCUGAGCAAUGACAUCGCAUUCUAUGUGGCCGUUGUGGCGUACUUCUGCGUCGUAUUUGUGUUGAACCUGGCAAUGUUCGUAGUGGUGAUGGUCCAUCUGAGACGAAUCAAGCGCCGAAACCCUCACAAUAAUCUGUACCGCAGCGGCUUGCAUGACCUUCGUAGCAUCGCAGGACUUACUUUCCUGCUCGGGCUUACAUGGGGCUUUGCCUUCUUCGCCUGGGGACCGGUCAAUUUGGCCUUUUCAUACCUGUUUGCCAUCUUUAAUUCCUUGCAGGGCUUUUUUAUUUUUGUUUUCCACUGUGCUCUGAAAGAAAAUGUCCGUAAACAUUGGAGAAUGUACCUCUGUUGUGGCAGUUUACGAUUGGCUGAGAAUUCAGAGUGGAGUCGGACAGCCACACAGAGCAACCACACUAAAAAGACUUCGAUCAUGACGGCAGAUUCAGGGACCCGCAGUGUACCCCGAAGCUCAGUGAGCAGUGAUGAGUCAGUGCCAUCCCAAGGCAUCGGCUCAAUGCUGGAUGACAGUGUGAUCAUGUCAGGGGAAGCAAAUGACGAUGUGAUCAUCAAUGAGAUGAACAGACAAAUCUAUUCUUAGAAGAGGAUUAUAAACACAAGACAGGAAAAUAGGUGAAGAAACAGACCUUUUCUAUCAGGCCUGAAAAAAAAAUGUAUUACCAAGAUGAGAAUCUAAUGACUCGGCUCAAAAUAUCUUCUCAUCAGUUUGUCUGAAUCAAUGUUACAUGCAUUAAAGCUUUCAGCAUUUAGCUUUAUAGCCAGACAUUUCGUUAUCUGUUAGAACUGGGCUGCUCACAGCAGAGUAAUGAAUAGCAAGAGCAUGUACCUAUGGGAGUCAAUAUGUAAGAAGAUCUCUCUGUACCGAGAAGUGAGGUAUAUUACGCUUUUGGGGUUUUAAACUCCUAUAUAUUUUCAGCAAACAGUAUUAAACACCUCUUCUGCAAAAAAUAAAUGAAGCACAGAUGAUGCAUUGCAUCAGAUGGUACUUAAUAAAGGUUUUAUAAUUGAUGAAGGACUACAUUUAAAAUGAAGGAAAACAUUCGGUCUUAAAAAGCAUGUAUAUCUGUCAGACACCUUGUAGAAAGACUGAGAUACAGUAUGUUCUGUUUUCCAUAUAGCUCUUUAUUUUUAUAGUCACUCUCAGUUUUGUAGUUUUUACAUAGAGGAAAAAUAUAAUGAAUAUGCUAAUGGAUCAAAAAAUGUGUUACAUGUAAUCAAAUUUGCUUUCUUUGUACUGCGUAAAACAGAAUUUGCCUGAAAUUAUUUUUGAGUAGCAUAAGGGUUCUGUUUAGCCAAAAAAAAAAAAAGUAAUAUGAUUUAUCAUGUUUUUAUAUAUUUUUUAACAGUUAUGUAGUUUUAUAAAUGUACGAUGAUUUCACAUUUGUACGUUUUAGGCAGAGUUGGGAAUCUGAGAUUCU
This is a messenger RNA of Carassius auratus (goldfish), 9417 nucleotides long. RefSeq lists its product as uncharacterized. The transcript has 37 exons. Gene Ontology annotation, molecular function: G protein-coupled receptor activity. Lineage: Eukaryota; Metazoa; Chordata; Actinopteri; Cypriniformes; Cyprinidae. The record is from RefSeq and is a predicted model, not a curated record. Gene Ontology annotation, biological process: cell surface receptor signaling pathway; adenylate cyclase-activating G protein-coupled receptor signaling pathway. Bases 195 to 8579 code for a protein of 2794 amino acids. Gene Ontology annotation, cellular component: plasma membrane.